CUCUCUCUCUCUCUCUCUCUCUCUCUCUCUCUCUCUCUCUCUCUCUUUCCUUGUCCCCUCGCGACGCAUGCAGUCACACAUCGGAGCGCUGCACGAACAAGCAAUUAAUUAUAUAUUUGAAUAAUCCACGGCGUUUUUGUACAAAUGAGGACAUUUUUUUAUUGGGAAUUUUGUUUGUUUGCUCAAAAGAUUUUUUCAAACUGGAUUUGGACAAUGGAAGAGCGAGCCAAGAGAAACGGCUGAGGAUUUUGAGUGCGUGUGGGUUUUGGCACUUGAGGACAACAGGCAUGACUUUGCAGCAUCCACAGCAUUGAAACCCCGCAAAAGAGACUAAAAAUAAUCUUGCUCUUUCUUCUCAACCGAGGCCCUCCUUUUUUUUUUGAUUAAAUCUUUCAAGCAGAGAAAAUGGCUCACCUGAUCCGCCACAAGCUCACCAACAAGCUGACCAAUGCGGCCCACACGGUCUCCAACAAGUCCCAGGCCAAGGUCAGCGGUGUGUUCGCCCGCCUGGGCUUCCAGGCCGCUACGGAUGAAGAGGGCGUGGGAUUUGCCGAAUGCGACGACCUGGACUACGACUACAGGCAGGGCAUGCAAAUGGAUGUCUUACCGGGCGACGACGAGGGCGGAGAGUGCGGCCUGGAGGAUGGGGACAGUCACUACCAGAGGGAUGGCACUGGCCCCAAGCCCCAGGGCCUCAAAACUGGGGGAUCCCUGGAUGAGGACAAGCCCAAAAUCACAACUUGGGAGGCUGGCUGGAACGUCACCAAUGCCAUUCAGGGCAUGUUCGUCCUCGGCCUCCCCUAUGCCAUCCUGCACGGCGGCUACCUGGGCCUCUUCCUCAUCAUCUUCGCCGCGGUGGUGUGCUGCUAUACGGGCAAGAUCCUCAUCGCGUGUCUUUACGAGGAGAACGAGGACGGCAUCAAGGUGCGCGUACGCGAUUCUUACGUAGACGUGGCCAACGCGUGCUGCGCACCCCGGUUCCCCGCGCUGGGCGGUCACGUGGUCAACGUGGCCCAGAUCAUCGAGUUGGUGAUGACUUGCAUCCUGUACGUGGUGGUGAGCGGCAACUUAAUGUACAACAGCUUCCCGGGCUUGCCCAUCUCGCAGAAGGCGUGGUCAGUAGUGGCCACCGCUGCCUUGCUGCCCUGCGCCUUCCUCAAGAACCUGAAGGCGGUGUCCAAGUUCAGCCUUCUGUGCACGCUUGCCCACUUCGUCAUCAACGUCCUCGUCAUCGCCUACUGCCUUUCUCGGGCUCGGGACUGGGCGUGGGAGAAGGUCAAGUUCUACAUCGACGUCAAGAAGUUCCCCAUCUCCAUCGGCAUCAUCGUGUUCAGCUACACCUCGCAGAUCUUCCUCCCCUCCCUGGAGGGCAACAUGCAGAAGCCCAGCGAGUUCCACUGCAUGAUGGACUGGACCCACAUUUCCGCUUGCGUCCUCAAGGGCCUCUUUGCACUGGUGGCCUACCUAACCUGGGCGGAUGCCACCAAGGAGGUUAUCACAGAUAACCUGCCCAGCACCAUCCGUGCAGUGGUUAACCUUUUCCUGGUGGCCAAGGCACUGCUGUCCUACCCGCUGCCUUUCUUUGCCGCCGUGGAGGUCCUGGAGAAGUCGCUUUUCCAAGACGGUGGGCGGGCCUUAUUUCCCGACUGCUACGGGCCGAGCGGCCAGUUAAAAUCGUGGGGUCUGGGCCUCCGGGUGGCUCUGGUGGUCUUCACUUUGCUCAUGGCCGUCUUCGUCCCCCAUUUCGCCCUCCUCAUGGGUCUGACCGGGAGCCUGACAGGCGCUGGUCUCUGCUUCCUGCUGCCCAGCCUCUUCCACUUGAAGCUCCAGUGGAGGAAUCUCCUGUGGCACCACGUCUUCUUUGACGUCGCUAUUUUUGUCAUUGGGGGUAUUUGCGCCAUAUCUGGCUUCAUCCACUCUAUCGAAGGUCUCAUAGAGGCCUUCAAGUACAAUAUCCAUGACUGAGAGCUAGCGGUGACGACCUUUAACCCUCCCCCCGACCCGCUCUGCUCCCCACUUUGUGGGCCACUACGACAAAGAAGCCCGUGAGGAGAAUCGUGUGUGUGAAAUCUUUUUCAUUUUGCCUUUGUGAAAACGUGCAAUAACAAACUGUACAAUCAUGAUGUUAAAUAGCUUCUAUGGUAAAUGGAUGCAGGACAUGCUCCUGAAUGGGGGUGUCCAAAGUUGCCAAGCAGUGAACCAUGGCCCAAAUUAUAAGUGUGUGCAUGGUAAUAUUUGGACUUGGAUUUGAAAAAAAAAAAGGGAAAAACAAUGGAGGUUAUCUACGAAUACAGGGAAUCCUCACUUUACGACAACGUAACCCAUAUUUGUAUGGAAAAUAGAAUGCAGCGCAGUCUAUUGCUAGCAGAGUCAUAAUUACAUUAAACAUCUGUAUGAAAAACCUUCUAGACCAUAGACAUAAAAGAGAGACCUCCAAACUCAAGCCUCAGGUCAUCGGUGGCCUGGCGACCAUUUUGUUGAGGCUUGCGGUAUAGAGAAAUUACAAUAUAAAAAAAAAAAAGGGCAGGAUGGUGUGUUUGUGUGGAGGGUGGGAAGGCAUGAAAGGUGUGGAUGUUGAAAAGGAGAGAAGGUGGUUUUAGCAUGUUGGAUAAAUGAAAGUAAAAGGAUUUCAAAGUAGCCCUGAAAGUCUUCCAUUUUUCUAUAUGCACCCACACAGGAAAAGUUUGGACAUAUGCAACAAUUAACUCAAACAGUAAGUAUUGUGUGGUGAAAAGACCAAUUUGAGCAGAGAGGGGCAGCAUUGGGCCAAAGGGCAACCAGACAGCUAGAACAUGAGACAAAGAAAGAGUAGGACAUUCGUGGCAACCUUCAGCUUGGCCCUGUGACGUAUAACUGACUAAUGCUAACCACUUAAUGCUAUUCAACCGCAAAGGAACUUUCAUGCCUUCCAUUGUACAAAAUGAAGCAAAAGUUACGUGACAAGUGUUCUUUACAAUAAUAUGUCCUAUGAGCUUCCACUAAUCUAAACUGAAAAUUGCCUAAGGGCUGAGAUAAUGACCAAACACCUUUCUUCUGGGUUUCGUCAUGUAACAUUAGCAAGCUGAGCUGUAUUUGGAAGUUACCUGACCUGAGACACUGUGAUGUCAUUUUCAGUCGACAGCAAGUGGCAAAAUGGCCGCCCCCUGAGACAGAUAAAAAUGAGUGUAUUUGCUGCUUAAUUCAUAUUCCACGUACAAGAUAUUAAUCAGAAUGCCAUGUUUAGAUUAAUGGAAGGUCAUAGAAUAUAGUAAAGUUGGGAUUUUUUUUUACUUGACUUCCCAUUUAAGUGAGGCUAUGAUGUUAGUUUUGCUGUUUUUAAAUUAAAUAACUGCACAAUCGUGAGGUAAUAUCUAUCUCUAUGCAAGCGAUAAAAAGUGUAUUCUGGAACAUCUCCACUCUGGCCGGCAUUUGCAUGAGGGCACGAAAAAAAAGCCUUUUGUGUGUGUAUGUGUGUGUGUUUUUUAAUCCCUGUAUUCGUGUGGACACUACCCAAAUCUAAAACCACCUUUCCACUAAAAGUCUAGUCCAGUUCGGUUCACCUCACGAACGAUCUGGAGUUUGUUUCCAUGUGUGCUUGGGUGAUAGCAGUGUCAGCAAGCUAAAUAGUGUGACAUCAUAACAAGGAGGAAGGUAGCCACGAAGGCUGCACAGUGAAUGUCAUCUUUCAUCUUCCAAUUUAAUCGAUCACACAUUACAAAGCAUCUAGCUACACCUGUUAGCACAAUUCUACUGUGGUAGAUGUGGUACUAUAUAUUUUGGUACCAUUUAACAACUUAACAACAAUAGGAACACUCCAAAUAGGCAACUGAACUGUGGUAGAAAUGGGCAGGCAGCCUUCAGUCAAGGUGAUGCACAUUAAAAAAAAAAAAAAAAUCAUAACUAUCUUCUGUGUAGUUGUUUGAAUAAUACUUCUCUUUUGUCCGUUUUGUGCAUUUAUUUUUCCACCUCAGUGGCGCUCGUCGGUUGGUUGGUUUUCUCGAUGUUUCCAAUGUCAUUCUGGAUGGAGUGAAUUUUAACGUGCAAGCAAGUGGGUCCUUCUCGUGUCGUAUGCCAAGUGUUUGUCGGCUUUCCCCGUUGAACCUGUCAAUUGUGGUUUAAUGCAACUAAGCACAGUGUGUGAGACAAAGAGUAUUUGUGGAAUCAAGCGAUAAAUAAAUGGAAUAUUUUAUGGUU
Messenger RNA from Syngnathus acus (greater pipefish), 4173 nucleotides. RefSeq names its product vesicular inhibitory amino acid transporter-like. Lineage: Eukaryota; Metazoa; Chordata; Actinopteri; Syngnathiformes; Syngnathidae. The record is from RefSeq and is a predicted model, not a curated record. Gene Ontology annotation, molecular function: amino acid transmembrane transporter activity. The transcript has 2 exons. Gene Ontology annotation, cellular component: vacuolar membrane. The coding region runs from base 406 to 1965 and encodes 519 amino acids. Gene Ontology annotation, biological process: amino acid transmembrane transport.